GUUUGUUUUUUUUUUUUUUUUUAGAUACACAAAAAAAUAGUUUUAAAUAAAAAAUAAAUAAAUAAAUAAAUUUGAAAAUAUUUUUAAAAUAAUGGUAAAUUCAAAAUUAUAUAGAUUUAAUAAUAUUUUAAAAAAUUUUAAAAAAAAAAAUUUAAAUGGCUUAGUAAAUAAUAAUAAUAAUAAUAAAAAUUUUUUUUGGAGAAAUUUUUGUAAUAUAAUAGAUGAUAAAGAUAAUGAUGGGUUCAAUUUAGAUGGUUUUGUAAACAAAAUUAAAAGUGAAAUAGACCAGAACGAUAGAAUGAUAAAAAUGAUCAAAAUAUUGUUAUGGAAGCAGAAUUAGUUGAAAGAGAAGAGAAAAAAGAAUCAAAAUUAGCAACUGGGGGACCAAAGCAAGAAAAUGGAAAAAAAGGUAAAAAGGGGGGGAGACCAAAAGGGACAAAGAAAAAAACCAAAAUCAACAUCCACAACCGGCAAACAAAGGAAUACAAAAUCCUCAACCUUAAAGGAACCGGUUUCAUCAAAUAAACCAGACCCAAGUAAAUUAAUUCCAAAAAAACCAAUUCACAUACAACUGUUAACUCUUAAUCAAAGAUUACCCAUUUAUUGAACCAUAUAUUAAAGAAAUUAUUCAAAUGCAAAAUAAAACAAAUGACAAUAAUAACAAUACUUUAAAUAAUAAUGGUAUAUCAUUUUCAUCAUCUGAUUUAGAAACUUUUGCUCAACUUAUAAAAAGAUCCCAACAAAAUCCAACACCAAGCGAACCAAAAAUUAAAACCACUUUAACAGAAGAAGAAAUUUUAGGUGAAGAUAAUUUAAAUCCAAACCAAAUUUUAAAUAAAUUAGAUGAAUAUAUUAUUGGUCAAGCCAAUGCCAAAAAAUCAGUAUCCUCUGCACUUCGUCUUCGUUGGAGAAGAAAGCGUGUAGACCCAUCAAUCAGAGCUGAUGUCUCACCAAAAAAUAUUUUAAUGAUAGGUCCAACUGGUGUAGGUAAAACUGAAAUUGCAAGACGUUUAGCAGCAAUUGUUAAUGCACCAUUUAUUAAAGUUGAAGCAACCAAAUAUACUGAAGUUGGAUAUCAUGGUCCAGAUGUAGAUACAAUUAUUAAAGAUCUUAUUGAUGUUGCAAUUUCAAAUAUUAAAUCUAAAAUUGCUGAAUCCCAUAAAGCAAACAUUGAAGCAGAUGUUGAAAAAGAAAUUAUUACAAAUAUUCUCGGUCCAAAUGGUUCAAAUGGUUCAAUUGAAGAGUUAACAAAACUUUAUAGAAAUAAAUCAAUAGAAACUAUUAUGGUUGAGAUCGAUGUACCAAACAGUUUUGAUAAACAACACUCAUCAUCAAUUCAAUUAGAUGAUGAGAGUCCAUUUAUCCGUUUGUUGGUACCAGGUGCAGCUAGUGAAAAGAAUUCAAAGAAAAGAAAAGUUACAGUCUCUGAAGCAAGAGCCAUUCUCGAAAAAACCUAUCGUGAAAAAUAUACCGUAUCUCAAGAUGUUACUAAAUUAGCAAUUCAAUCAGUCGAACAAAAUGGUAUUGUUUUCUUGGAUGAAAUCGAUAAGAUUUGUACUCCCCGUGAGAACUAUAAGAAUGGUGGUGAUGCAAGCAGUGAUGGUGUUCAAAGAGAUUUACUCCCAAUCAUCGAAGGUUGCAAUGUAAGCACUAAAUAUGGUAUGGUAGAUACUUCAAAAAUUUUAUUUAUUGCCUCAGGUGCUUUCCAUAAUAGUAAACCAUCAGAUCUUAUUAGCGAACUUCAAGGUCGUCUUCCAAUCAGAGUCGAACUCAAACCAUUAGAAGAAGAGGACUUUUACAGAAUUUUAACAGAACCAAGAAAUAAUCAAAUUAAACAACAACAAGCUCUUAUGAAAACUGAAAAUAUCGAUUUACAAUUCACUGAAGAAGCUCUUAGAGAAGUUGCUAAAAUCACUUUUGAAUCCAAUGCUCAAAUUCAAAAUUUAGGUGCUCGUCGUUUACACGGUAUUAUUGAACGUAUCAUUGAGGAUAUCAGCUUUAACUGUCAUCUCUAUAAAGAUCAAACUGUCACAAUUGGUGUAGAAGAUGUUAGAAAAAAACUUUCAGAUUUAUUAUUAAAAACAGAUUUAUCAAAAUAUAUUAUUUAAAAUACUAUUAACAAUAGUAAUAAUAAUUAAAU
Messenger RNA from Dictyostelium purpureum, 2140 nucleotides. RefSeq lists its product as uncharacterized. Gene Ontology annotation, molecular function: peptidase activity; ATP binding; ATP hydrolysis activity. The transcript is spliced from 2 exons. Gene Ontology annotation, cellular component: HslUV protease complex. The coding region runs from base 633 to 2108 and encodes 491 amino acids. The record is from RefSeq and is a predicted model, not a curated record. NCBI's taxonomy places the organism in Eukaryota, Evosea, Eumycetozoa, Dictyosteliales, Dictyosteliaceae.